AUGUAUCGUCGAUUAUUUAAAAGAAAACAUGAUUUAUCACCACGUAUAAUAUAUCCAAGUACAUUAAUGCAAUAUGAUAAACAUAAUACUACUACUAUACAUUAUAAAUCUGCAUUGAAUUAUAUUAAAACAACUAAAUAUACAUUAUUAACAUUUAUACCAUAUAAUUUAUGGGAACAAUUACAUCGUUUUGCUAAUAUUUAUUUUAUAUUUAUAUUAAUAUUAAAUUUUAUACCAGAAAUUGAUGCAUUCGCUAAAGAGAUAGCACCAAUCCCAGUAUUAAUUACAUUAAUUAUAGUUGCUAUUAAAGAUGCCUAUGAAGAUUUUAGAAGAUAUUUAUCAGAUCGUAAAGUCAAUAAAAACCAUGUGAAGUUUAUUCAGUACAAGAAAAACAGAGAUUUUGUUCGUUUACAUACUAAUGAUAUAAUUCCAGCUGAUAUUUUAUUAUUAGCUACAUCAAAUAGUACCGGAAUUUGUCAUAUUGAAACAUCAAAUUUAGACGGUGAAUCUAAUUUAAAACAACGUGAAAUUAUUUCUAACUUGUUGAAUAAAGAUGAAUUUUCACCAUUAACAUUUCUUUAUCCAAUUGAAGUAGAAGCUCCAAGUCCUGAAUUAUAUAAAUUCCAUGGGAAAAUUAUACUACCAGAAAUACGUAUUCCUAUUCACAAGAAUAAUAUGUUACUAAGAGGUUGUGUAUUACGUAAUACGGACUAUGUGAUAGGUAUUGUUAUCUAUGCAGGUUGUGAAACAAAGGCAGCUUUGAAUAAUUCUGGUGUUCGAUUCAAAAGAAGUAAACUGGAAAAACAAAUUAAUUUAGAUGUUAUAUGGUGUGUACUUAUUCUAGUUGUAGUCUGUGUCACUGGAGCCAUUGGUAGCGCUGUUUGGCAUCAGAAUUUACCAGGCGAUGAUGUAUUGUUCGUUGCACUUGACAGAAAUUCUUCAACUUCAACACCUGCUUAUCAAGGUUUUCUCAAUUUUUGGAGAUUUGUAAUCAUUUUUCAAACUAUUAUACCGUUACCAUUGUAUGUAACAAUUGAAUUUGUUAAAAUGCAUCAAGUAUGGCAUAUGAAUAAUGAUUUACAAUUAUAUGAUAGUAAUUUAGAUAGACGUAUUGAAAUACGUACAUUUAAUAUUCCUGAAGAUUUAGGUCAAAUUGAAUAUGUAUUCACUGAUAAAACAGGUACAUUAACAGAGAAUAAAAUGGAAUUUAAACGUGCCAGUAUUAAUGGAAAAGAUUAUCAUACAGAUGAUGGUGAUUAUCAUGAAAAUAACGAUCAAUUCAGUAAUCAUUCCUCACCAAAGCAUAUUGUAACAAAUUUAAAUACAUUACAGAGUAUAUUAGAGAAUAGAACAAUUUUUUCUUAUCAUCAAAAGACUAUCAAUAAUGAUAUGGAAUAUUCUGAUCAUAGUUCCAGGAAUUAUUAUUUCAAUACUGAUAAAGAAAUAAAUAAUAUUGAAUUGAUUACAAUACAACCAUCUAAUGAGAUACCAUCAACUAGUCAUAUUCAAAUGGAUGAUACUAAUACUCCAUCUUACUAUUUAUCUCAUUCUAUAUCAUCACCAUCAUCUCAACAAAACAAUUUAAAUAUUGAAAAACAAUCGGAAAUGAAUGAGAAAUCUAAUAAUUUAUUACAUGAAAAAUGUAAUUCUAUAGAAAACAAAUCAAAACCAUUAGAUAAUCAAGUUUUAUUAACUGAAGAAAUACGUAUUCAAGAUUUUUUCUUAGCUUUAGCUAUAUGUAAUACAACUGUAGUGUCUGUUACAAAGAAUACUCCAACAAUGUUAUUGACAGAAGAUGAACUUCAUGAAUGGUUAAAAGAAGUCUAUGAAAUAGAAACUGGAGAUGAAAAUUCAACAGAAGCCAUGAUGAUAAUGAUGGACAAAUUAGAGCGUAAUUUUAUUCUUUUAGGUGCUACAGGUAUAGAAGAUCGUUUACAAAAUGGUGUACCAGAAACUAUUGACGCAUUACGUGAAGCUGGUAUGCAUGUAUGGAUGUUAACAGGUGAUAAACAAGAGACUGCAGUGAAUAUUGCUCGUUCGGCUAAUCUGAUUACACCACAACAUAGAGUAAUGUAUAUUAAUUCACGUUCAGAGGCUCGUAUAGAACAUCUUUUAAAUUCAUAUUUAUACAAUAUUAUUAGUGGACAAUUAUGGGAUUGUUCUAAUGAAUUAGAUGAUAAACUUGAAAAAUUUACUAAUCCACGUUAUUCUAAUUCUCAACAACAACAACAACAACAACAACAACACAAUAACAAAAAUCAUCAAACUAAUCAUAAAUCUAAAAGAAAAUCUAAUUUGCAUCGAUCAUCUUCACAUUCACCACAUCGUAGUCGUACUAUACAUCGUGUACGUAUUAUACCUACACAAAAACCAUCUUCAUUACCACGUGAUAUUACUUAUUUUCAUGAAUAUAAUGCUACUACUAUUAAUAAUAAUAAAGAAACAAAACAAAAAAAAAUUUUUAAUUUUUCAAAAUUUCUUAAAUAUUAUCGUUUGUUGACAAGACAACAACAUCAUCCUAAACGUAAAGUAACUAAUUAUAAAAGGCAUAGCAACAAUAAUCAUAAUAUGGAUAAUUAUAUUCCAUUAGCUUUAGUAAUUGAUGGUGAAAGUUUAAAUUAUGUAUUAAAUAAUGAAAGAAAUAAAUCACAAUUUAUUAAAUUAUGUGAUAUGUGUACAAAUAUUAUAUGUUGUCGAUCAACUCCUGGACAAAAAGCCGCUGUAGUUAGUUUAGUUAAAGAUCAAUUAAAUGCUCAAACAUUAGCUAUUGGUGAUGGUGCAAAUGAUGUAAAUAUGAUACAAGUAGCUAAUGUUGGAAUUGGUAUUAAUAGUGGUGAAGAAGGUAUGCAAGCUGUUAUGGCAUCGGAUUUUGCUAUUAGUCGAUUUUAUUUACUUAAACAAUUAUUACUUGUACAUGGACAUUGGUGUUAUGAUAAACUUGCACAUGCUUCUUUGUAUUUAUUUUAUAAAGAUGCAAUUUAUAUAUUUCUAUUAUUCUGGUUUCAAAUGUUCAAUGGUUUUUCCGGUAGUAAUGCAAUUGAUCAAUUAUCACAAAUAUUAUUUAGUGUUACAAUGACUAGUUUACCACCAUUUAUUAUGGGUAUUUGGGAUAAUCCAUUAGAUGAUAAAACUUUAUUAGCUAAUCCUAUAUUAUAUAGAUCUGGAAUAAAUGGUAAUGCCUAUCGUCCAUGGUUAUUUUGGAUGAAUAUUUUCGAUGCAUUAUGGCAAAGUUUAAUUAUAUUUUUUCUAUCAUAUUUUACUUAUUCGGACGAUAAUAUUGGUUUAUGGGAAUUUGGAUUAUUUCAAACAAAUGCAACAAUUCUAUGUACAUUAUUUCAUUCAUUAAUAAUCACUAGGACAUUGGUUAUAUUACAUGCAGUUAGCUUUUUUGUUAGUUAUAUUCUGUCAUAUUUAAUAUUUACAAUGAUCUAUCAUACAUUUGCUGUUACUGUUGUUCCACCUGAAUGUCCUUAUCGAAUUAUUUUUCGAGUAAUGAAUGAUAUCAAGUUUUGGUUAUUAACAUUGGUUACUAUUAUUUUGGCAUUAUUACCCAGAUUACUUAUAAUUAUCAUUAAAAAUACUUUCUAUCCAAAUAUGGAUACUAUCGGUAAUUUACUUGCAAAAUAUUUAGGUCGUGGUAAACAUUUACCAUUAGAACCAUAUUUAUUACAUAUACCAUAUUCAUUAAUGAUGAGAAAUCGAUUUUCUAUACAAUCACCAAUCAAUCAUUUAUCAUCUUGUAUAUCUGAAAUCAAUUUAAAUAAUCAAUUAAUCAAUAAAUCUUAUAAAAAUAAUAAUUUAAUAGAAUAUAAUUCAUCAUUAACUCCUAUAUCAUUAUCAUCAUCAUCAUCAUCAGAUAUUCAAUCAAAUUUAAUUAAAUUAAAUGAAACACCAAUACAUUUAAUAAAACAUUUACAUCAAUUACUGAAUGUGAGUAGUCAAUUAAUGAGAGGUGUACAACCUAUUCAUCAUUUAUAUGUUGAAGACAUUUCAAGGAAUUCAAUAGGAAUAGAUAAUCCUCAUCAGCAACAGCAUCAUCAUCGUCAACGAUCUAGUACUAUACCUAGAAUUAUAACAGAUUAUAAUAAUUGUCAAUAUGAUCAAAAUGAUAUACAUAAACGUCAUCAUCAUCAUCAUCGACAUUAUCAUACAUUUAAUGAUAGAUUAUUAAUAAAACAACAAAAUAAAACUGAUUUUGAUGAUGAAACUAAUGAUAAAGAUUUUGAUAAAUCAAAAAUAUCUGCUAUUUGGCCAGCAAUUAAUCCUAAUAAUAGAAUAAGUAAUAGUAUUCAAGCUUCAAAUAGUUCAAUGAAUAUUGAUCUUUCAACUAUUGGUCAUAGGAGUAGAGGAUCAAAAUGUCAAAAACAAACACAACAACAACAACAAUACUUCACAUAUCCUUCAGCUCGAUAUUCAUCUGGACAUAGACCACCAUUAUGUCAAAACGGACAUUUUCCUUUUGAAUUAGAUCCAAGAGAAUAUUCGUCCACUAAUCAAUCUCAGGAAGAAAUUAACGAAUCUUAAGAAUUAUUCACUCAAUAGACAAUAUUUUACAAAAACCUUUGUGCCUCUUUGUUUUUUUUUAAGAACUAAACGAUUUUAAUUAGAUUCGGUUUCUUAAUUUUUAACACUUUUAAUCUGUAUGAAAUGUUCACUUCUUGUAAAUAAAUUCCUUCUCUUUUUUUCUAAAUGGUUAAUUCUACUCAUUUGCAACUAUAUAUUCGCUAAAUUCUUGUGUAUUCCUUACAUCUUUCGAAUUGUUUAUCCAUUCUAUACAGAACUAUUUAUUCAAGCAACAUUGUACAGAUUAAUAUUAUUAUAGUGUGUAUAGCAAUACUAUUCAUACUGCUUUAGAUAAUAUUCUGAGGAUGAUAUAUAUGCUAAC
Molecule: messenger RNA, 4885 nt
Organism: Schistosoma mattheei
Lineage: Eukaryota; Metazoa; Platyhelminthes; Trematoda; Strigeidida; Schistosomatidae
Source: the annotation of a GenBank genome assembly